AUGUCGCGCUGCCUCGCGCUUCAGAAGCCCUACUCGCGCGUACCGCUCAACCCGCUGACACCCGCGCGCGCCGCGAAGUCGCGACUCGUCCCGCGCGCUCUCGAGGGAGCGGUGAUUGCGGAGGAAGGCGAGAGCUUGAACGGCGGCGUCGCCUCGUUCGACGCGGAAGAAGCGGCGGGAAACGGCGCAGCGGCGAUGGCGGAAGGCGAAGACGUGUGGGAGAGGGAACCCGAGGGACGCGGAGUUUCCGGGCAGAUUGUGGGAGUUUUGGGCGGCGGGCAGCUGGGUCGAAUGUUAUGUGAGGCGGCGUCGCCUUUAGGGAUCAAGGUCGCGGUGCUCGACCCGCUGCCAGACGCGCCGGCUCGUCCAGUGGCGUUCCGCCACGUGGUAGGAAGCUUCCAGGACAUGGACACCGUGCGAGAAUUCGCGAAGAAGAGCGACGUGGUGACGGUGGAGAUAGAGCACGUGAACGUGGACGCGCUACAGCACUUGGAGGACGACGAUUGCAUCGACAUCGAGCCCAAGCCUUCCACCAUCGGGGUCAUCCAGGACAAGUACCUGCAGAAGGUUCACUUCAGGAAUCGCGGUGUGCCCCUCCCAGACUUCGUGACGAUACCGGACAUGGCGGCAGCAGAGGCGGCAGGGGAGGCAUUCUCCUACCCCUUCAUGCUCAAGAGUCGCAAGAACGCAUAUGAUGGACGUGGAAACGCUGUCGUGAACUCACAACAAGACAUCGAGCAAGCCGUAGCAGACUUGGGGGGCUUUGAGCGAGGUCUGUAUGCUGAGAAGUGGGCACCAUUCACCAAGGAGUUGGCAGUGAUGGUGGCGAGGGGGCGAGACGGGGAGAUCAAGAGCUUUCCUGUUGUCGAGACAACCCACCGAGACAACAUCUGCAACACGGUGCUCGUGCCGGCCGGCGUGCCGCCCGCAGUGCAGCAGCAGGCGCUGCGAGUGGCCGAGCUGGCGGUCGGCUCGCUCGCCGGGGCGGGCGUUUUCGGCGUGGAGCUGUUCCUGAUGGACGGCGACUCCGUCUUACUCAACGAGGUGGCGCCCCGGCCGCACAACAGCGGGCACUACAGCAUAGAGGCGUGCCACGUGUCGCAGUACGAGCAGCACCUCAGGGCCGUGCUGGGGCUGCCUUUAGGGGAUCCGUCUUUGAAGGUCGGCGCUGCUGCUAUGAUCAACAUCCUGGGGGAAGCCGAUGGCGACGAGGGCUUUGAGAUAUCGCAGGCCAUUCUGAAGCAGGCGCUGGUGGUGCCGGGGGCAUCGAUCCACUGGUACGACAAGUCAGACAUGCGUGCCAAGCGCAAGAUGGGGCAUGUGACGGUGGUGGCGCCAACAGUGCAGCAGGCAGUGCGGCGAAUCAACGCCAUCGUGCCACAAGCCAUGGGGGAUGGCCGGACCGGGGAUGGGCAAGCCCCACAGGUGGCGAUCAUAAUGGGCAGUGACUCGGACCUACCGGUCAUGAAGGGGGCGGCGCAGAUCCUCGAAUUCUUCCAAGUGCCCUUCGAGCUAACCAUAGUGUCGGCCCAUCGCACGCCGGACCGCAUGUUCUCAUUCGCGCAGUCAGCACACACACGGGGCAUCCGAGUCAUCAUUGCUGGCGCCGGCGGUGCCGCCCACCUGCCAGGCAUGGUAGCAUCAAUGUCACCUCUCCCAGUGAUUGGCGUGCCAGUCAAGGGCUCGGCUCUGGGUGGCAUGGACUCUCUCCUCUCCAUCGUUCAGAUGCCACGUGGCAUCCCAGUGGCCACAGUGGCGAUCAACAACUCUGUCAACGCUGCUCUGCUGGCCGUGCGCAUGCUGGGAGCCUCCGAUCCUGCCCUCCUGGACCGCAUGGUGGCAUACCAGAAGGAUCUAGAGGGCAUGGUGUUGGAGAAGGCAGGGCAGCUGGAGACAGACGGGUGGGAGCAGUACCUCAACGUCCUCUCCUCCGACUAA
Messenger RNA from Closterium sp. Naga37s-1, 1938 nucleotides. NCBI's taxonomy places the organism in Eukaryota, Viridiplantae, Streptophyta, Zygnematophyceae, Desmidiales, Closteriaceae. The record is from the annotation of a GenBank genome assembly.